GGUUGGAGCGGGAAGUGAGUGAGCAAAGCGAUUGGGCGGUUGCAUAGUUGGGGUGGAGUUCCAGCUUUGACUGUAGCCUUGCGUGGCAGCCACUCUGAAAGAUUCUUGAACGUGAGAAGGGCUAUGGGGGUGACCGUGCUGGUCCUUAUGGCCGGGAUGCUGCUGCUGCUUAGUACAUACCCGCCCGGCACUGAAAGUUCCUCGCGCAAGGCGGUGGCUGUUCGGCUGGCAGCGAAAUGGCCGGCGACCCCGUUGCUUUUAGAGGCCAGUGAAUUCAUUGCAGAAGAAGGCAAUGAGCAAUUCUGGCAGUUCUUGGAAACGGUGAAAGAAUUAACAUGGUACAAGAAAGGAGGUAAGUUGGCCUUGGAGCAUUCGUAUUACAACUUAAUCCUGAAGAAAGCCGGACAGUUCCUGUCAAAUGUGCAGAUUAAUCUUUUGAAAUUUUCUCUAUCAUUACGAGCAUAUUCCCCAACCGUUCAGAUGUUUCAGCAGAUUGCAGCUGAUGAGCCUCCUCCGAAAGGGUGCAGUGCAUUUGUGGUUAUCCAUGGGAAGAGCACCUGUAAGGCUAAUGAAAUUAUGAAGCUUCUGAAGAAAGCUGCUGCAAGGCCCAAGCCAUAUCUGUUCAAAGGAGAUCAUAAAUUCCCUGCGCUCAGUGAGACUGGCCCAGUAGUGAUCCUUUAUGCCGAAAUGGGUACAAAAGACUUUGCCACAUUUCACAAAGUUUUGUCUGAAAAAGCACAAAAGGAGGAAAUUGUUUACGUUCUCCGACAUUUUGUCCAGAAACCUAGCUCUGAGAAGAUGUAUUUGUCUGGAUAUGGUGUGGAACUUGCAAUAAAAAGUACAGAAUACAAAGUGGUGGAUGACUCUCAGGCUAAAGCUAAAAGUAAUGUAACAGAGGAAGAGCUCAAUAAGGAAAAUGAAGUCCAGGGCUUUCUUUUUGACACAUUAAAGCAGAACUAUCCUGACCUCAAAGACAAUCUGAAGGAACUCAGGAAGUAUCUGAUUGAAAGUACUGACGAUACAGAGCCUUUGAAGGUUUGGGAAUUACAAGACCUUAGUUUACAAGCAGCCUCUCGAAUUCUGUCUGUUCCCAGUUAUAAUGCAUUAAAAGUCAUGAAAGACAUCGCACAGAACUUUCCAGUCAAGGCCAGAUCCCUGAGCAGAGUGUCAGUGAACCUGCAAAUGCGGAAAGAAAUAAAGGAAAAUCAACAGCAUCUACAGGAAGCUCUUGAACUUCAGCCUGGUGAAACACAUUUAUUUCUAAAUGGUCUUCAUAUAGACUUGGAUUUUCAAGAUCCAUUUAGUCUUUUAGAAACACUGAAGUUGGAAGAGAAAGCAAUGCAUGGACUCCAUUCGCUUGGAAUUAAGGGAGAUGUUCUUGGUAAAAUCAUGAGAUUAGAUGCCCAUUCUGAUGACAACACUUACGCAUUAGACAUUCGUCACUCUUCAAUCAUAUGGAUCAACAACUUAGAAAAGGAUGUCAUGUAUGACAAGUGGCCUACAAGUUUUCAGGAACUUCUUAAACCAGCAUAUGCAGGAAUGAUGCGGCAGAUUCGGCGCAAUUUGUAUAACUUGGUCAUCUUUAUUGAUCCAGUCCAAGAAGAAGCAGCUGACUUCAUGAAACUUGUAGAAGUAAUCUACACUCAAAAAGUACCUAUUAGAAUUGGAUUUGUUUUCGUCUUAAAUACUGAUGAACUGGUUGAUGGAAACAAGGAUGCAGGCACAGCAUUAUGGAGAGCUUUUAACUACGUUGCAGAUGAAAUGGAUAUCCCUCAAGCUUUUGCCGCCAUAAUGAACAUGUACGAUGAAGUAAAAGAUAGUGGUAUACUUUCUGUAGGGCAUGUGAAGCGUGUUCUUGUCAGAGCAUUUCCUCAUGCUGACUUGCAAGAUAUCUUGGGAAUUCACUCUGAUUAUGAUGAGAAGAGACAGGCAGGAGCAGUGUUUUAUAAGAAGACUCGCCUGGGCCCAUUGCCUCAAGCUCUCUUUAAUGGUGUGCCCUUUAACAGAAAAGAGAUGAAUGUUGGAGAGCUACAGACCUCUCUGCUGAAGAUCGUUGAUGCCACAGAGUCCUUCCAGCGGGCAGUGUUCAUGGGCUUGCUGAACGAUCAUACAGAUGCAGUAGACUUCAUCAUGGAACAACAGAAUGUAGUUUCACAUAUACAUGACAAAAUUCUUGCUACUGAAAAAAGAUAUCUGAACUUUGUUUCCCCAUCAGUGCCUAUCGAUACAAAUGAUUUCUCAACUUUUCCCUUCUUGGACUCUCAAGAUAAGACUUUCGUUGUUUCAGAAAACAUGAAAUAUGUGACAAGGAAAGAUGAAGAUGUAAUAUAUCCAGUUACCAUAUGGAUUAUUGCUGAUUGUGACAAGCCAGAUGGAAGGCAACUGCUUUCAAAUGCACUGAAAUACCUGAAAACCAGCAGUCAUGUACAGAUUGGGAUUGUGAAUAAUCCUGCAUCAAAAAUAAUUGAAGAUAACACUGUCAUUGCAAGGGCAGUCUUGGCAGCUUUUUUAACGCAGAAAAACACUAGUUUGAAAAACUUUCUCAGUCGGAUUCUGAAAGAGGAGAUGGCAAAAACUGUCCCUACAGGAACUUCAAUCAAGAAGUUUCUUGUUCCGGGCAUGGAUGACGAUGCUUUUGAGAAGAAAUACAACACGCUGGGUGUCGACAUAAUUCAGGCUCACCAGCUAUUUUGUCGGGAAGUACUUAAGCUGCUUCCUGGGCAAAUGGCUGUUGUUAGUAAUGGCAGGGUAAUAGGUCCUUUACAUGAAAAUGAAUUCAGUCCAGAAGACUUUGACUUGUUGGAGCAGGUAACGCUAAGUAAAGCCGCAGUGAAGAUUAAAACCCUUGUCAAGGAAAUGGGCAUUGACAGUAAACGUGGCAGUAAUUUAGUAAUGAAAGUGAAUGCACUUCUUUCUUCAUUGCCAAAAAUUGAUGUGCGCCGAGAUAUUGAAUUUCUCAAAGAAAAGCACAGCGUACUAAAAGUAGACCCACCGCAGAAAAACGAACCCUUCUUUGACAUUGUCGGUAUAGUAGAUCCGGUGACAAGAGAAGCACAGAAGCUGUCACAUUUACUGACUAUCCUUGGUCAGAUUGUCAACAUGAGACUGAGGCUGUUUAUGAACUGUAGAUCCAAGCUGUCAGAGGUACCUUUGAAGAGUUUUUAUCGUUUUGUUCUGGAGCCAGAACUUGUUUCAGGGACCAAUAGUUUUUUUCCUCUUGCACCUGGAGCAAACUUUCUUGAAAUGCCGGAAUCACCUCUUCUGACAUUAAACAUGAUAACUCCAGAAAGCUGGUUGGUUGCAGCUGUGAACAGUUCUUACGACCUUGAUAACAUUCAUUUGAAAGAUGUUGAGGGUGUCGUUUCAGCAGAGUAUGAAUUAGAGUAUUUGUUGCUUGAAGGACAGUGUUUUGAUGUAACCACUAGACAGCCACCUCGUGGACUGCAGUUCACUUUGGGAACUAGGAAUAAUCCUGUUAAAGUUGAUACAAUUGUGAUGGCUAAUCUGGGUUAUUUUCAAUUAAAAGCAAAUCCAGGUGCUUGGAUUUUGAGGCUACGUGAAGGAAGAUCUGAAGAAAUCUACCAAAUAUUUAAGCAUGAAGGGACUGACUCUUCUGAAGUUCUAGAAGAGGUUAUUGUGGUAUUAAAUAGUUUCAGAAGCAAAAUCAUCAAAGUCCAAAUACAGAAAAAACCUGAUGAAAUUAAUGAAGACCUCCUGAGUGAUGGGGCAACUGAAGAAGAGGAAGAUUUUAUGACAAGUGUUACAGGAGGAACUCAAAUAGCAGAAAAGGACAAGAAAAUGGAUGUGUUAAACAUCUUUUCUGUUGCUUCUGGUCAUUUGUAUGAACGCUUUCUAAGAAUUAUGAUGCUCUCAGUUCUACGCCACACCAAGACACCAGUUAAAUUUUGGUUUCUGAAAAAUUAUCUAUCACCAACAUUUAAAAAGGUUAUCCCUUAUAUGGCAAACAAAUAUGGAUUCCAAUAUGAACUUGUGCAGUACAAAUGGCCCCGCUGGCUUCAUCAACAGACAGAAAAGCAAAGGAUUAUCUGGGGUUACAAAAUUCUCUUCUUGGAUGUUCUCUUCCCAUUGGCUGUGGACAAAAUAAUAUUUGUUGAUGCUGAUCAGAUUGUAAGAAGUGACUUGAAAGAACUCAGGGAUAUAGAUAUGAAAGGAGCACCUUAUGGUUAUACUCCCUUCUGUGAUAGUCGUACAGAAAUGGAUGGCUACCGCUUCUGGAAGUCAGGAUACUGGGCUUCACAUCUCGGAAAAAGGAAGUAUCACAUCAGUGCUUUAUAUGUUGUGGAUCUGAAGAGGUUCCGGAAGAUCGCUGCAGGAGACAGGCUCAGGGGUCAAUACCAAGCACUUAGUAAGGAUCCAAACAGUUUAUCCAACCUAGAUCAGGAUCUUCCAAAUAACAUGAUUCAUCAGGUGUCCAUCAAAUCUCUUCCUCAAGAGUGGCUGUGGUGUGAAACUUGGUGCAGUGAUGAAUCCAAGAAAAAAGCUAAAACCAUUGAUCUGUGUAACAAUCCAAAAACCAAAGAACCCAAACUAGAAGCUGCUGUCAGGAUAGUUCCUGAAUGGACAGAGUAUGACUCCGAAAUACAGAAGCUUAUAGCUCAAAUCAGAACAGAGAAGAUAAAGAUGGUUCAGUCCCAUCAUAAAGAUUCCAAACAUGAUGAACUUUAGCACUAUUUGGAAAUGGUCCUGAUUGCACAACUACUGACUAUAUACCAGGCAUAAAUGGUAGAUUUCAUGGAUGUAAAUACUAGAGGUGCUCUAUAUUUUUGAAAAAAACUUCCUUUGACACUUAUUGUACUUGGAAUAGGAAGAACAGAGUGGAAAGGAAGCAUAGUAAAGUGUUGAGUGUAGAGUUUGUCAUUCAAUCUGACGGGGCUUCCCACAUCUGUUGCUUCCAAAGGCAAUUCAAAUUCUGGUGCUACAUUCCCUAAGUGCACACUGCUCUUAUAUCAUGUAACACAACGAUUGUAUUCAAAAUCUCAUGUAGUAAUUUAAAGUGUUGGGCUGUAGUAAACAAACUGAACACCCCAUCCGAUACUUCUUUUUUAAAAAACUCUUUCAUCUUUCCACAGAAGCAUCCAAGAAGGCUAACUUGAAACAAUACUUGGAGUUUGCAUUGCUUUUUUUGUAUGACAUGUCUGUCUGCAUGUGAUUUUGUCAAGGGUAAUGUCACUUUGACACAAACAAAGCUCUUUCCUUUACUUCCUGUCUCUCUGGUACAAAAGGUUCUCUCAGGCUGGAACUAGAUGUUACAACUGUCAUUACCAACUGGCAGAAUAUAAAUUUAACACAUAAAAUGAAACUUAAAUAAAAUAAAUUUUAAGAUA
Messenger RNA from Rhineura floridana, 5345 nucleotides. It is a transcript of the gene UGGT2, whose product is annotated as UDP-glucose glycoprotein glucosyltransferase 2. Gene Ontology annotation, cellular component: endoplasmic reticulum. Lineage: Eukaryota; Metazoa; Chordata; Lepidosauria; Squamata; Rhineuridae. The record is from RefSeq and is a predicted model, not a curated record. Gene Ontology annotation, molecular function: UDP-glucose:glycoprotein glucosyltransferase activity. Bases 124 to 4686 code for a protein of 1520 amino acids. The transcript is spliced from 39 exons.